UAUCCUAUAGUUACGAGCUCUACAAGCCAGAAUGUUGAAUAAAAUGUACUGUUAAUUUGAACUCUACCGGUUGUCUGCGGUUGGUCCUUAUGACUCGUUUUGAAAUUUUACACAAAAUAUCCACAAGAAAAUAUUAUUAAACCGACUUUUCAAAACGCUGGGGUGUUCAGUUCGAUGUAAUGUUUGAUGCGUUUGAACAGUUUGUACUGAAUGACACGUUUCCCCAAAACCUUCAAUGUUCUUGAACAGACUGAGGUUUGUUUGGUGGGUGUAUCUUUAAGCAAUGAAGGGAUUCGAUUAUCUGUCCUGGGUUGCUCAGGUGGGAGGAGUGAACUGCGUGAAAAAGCGGUGAGGGAGGAGCGCCCUUCUCAAAUCAAACAGUAUCUGCGCUGCUCGGUCAUGUUGUCAAGGCAGACUGGUGCAUUGUUCAGAAACAUACAUCUCUAUUUCAUAAAAUAAAUGUUUGCAUUUUCAAACUAGUUUUCAUUGGGAAUGCAGCGUUUUUAUCCAAAGCAGUUUUUUUUGUUGCAUGUGAAAACACCGAAUCCUACUUCACUUUUGUUUUGAGCCGACUUCGCCUUUGUCCAGAAAUGUAAACCCGGUGCAAACUACGCUACUUGGGAGCACGGGCCAACUUAAUAGAAUCCCCUCGUUUGUCUGGCCCAGGUUGCCCCGAUGGUAGGGGUUUGCGCUUGGUGAAAAAUGAGGGAGUUCUAAUAACCUGAGCCGUGGGGCACCGUGCUAUGGCCUAUGAUAUGAACGGGCAAAAACGGUGAGGGAGGAGCGCCCUUGUCAAAUCGAACAGAAAUCUGCGCCACUUGGUCAUGAUGUCAACAAGGUAGAAUGUUGCAUCCUAAAGAAACAACAUCUCUUUUCCAUGAAAUAUAUGUUCAGACUAGUUUUCAUUGGGAAGCCCGACGGUCAUUGGGAAGUCCAACAGUGUUUAAAUCCAAAGCAAUCACGUUUGCAUGUGAUAACAUGGUUUCCUACUCAUUACUCCACCUGCUUAACCUACAUAACCAUUUUGUUUUGAGUCGACUUCGCCAUCCGUGAGAGCAGGUCACCUGGCUCCCACCCUGGAGGCAGCCGGUUCCAAAACAGAUGCAAUGGGUAACUUUACCAAACAACUAAAUCAGCGGACAACAGACUCCCUGCAGCUCUCUCUCGCUGUCUCUGAAGAGGAGGUUCUCCCUGAUCAGCAGCACUGUGAGCAGGAGUGGAGCCCCAGUCUGGGGCAGGAGAACCCAGAGCUUCCACAGAUUAAAGAGGAACAGGAGGAACUCAGGACCACUCAGGAAGAAGAGCAGCUUCAAGGGCUGGAGGCUGAUAUCAAAUUCACUCCUUCCUGUAUGAAAAGUGAAUGUGAUCAGGAGGACCCACUUCAGUCCUUGACUCUUCCCCAAACCCAGACUGUGGAGAACAGAGAGAGGGACCCUAAACAAGUGGAUCUCACACCUUUUGUUACUGUGACCCACCUGAAGGGUCUCUACAUUCCCUGUGACCCUCCAGAUAAUCAAAACAAUGCCUCCAGCCACAGCUCAGCUGUAAGCAGUGACCCAGUAGGACUUGACAGCAGCCCACCAUUGGAUCCCAGCCCAUCAUUGAAUCCAAACCCAUCAAUGGAGGAACACUGUUCCAAACCCAGUACCACGUCUAGAAAACCUCACCGCUGCCGUGACUGUGGCGAAAUGUUUACUCUGAAAGCUGAAAUGCAGAGGCAUGUGACUCUCUACAAGAAGAGACUCUGCGAAUGCCGCUUCUGCAGAAAAAGCUGCAACUCCACCUGUAAACUAAAGGCCCAUGUCCGCCUCUGUCACAGUGGCAAACCCUGCACCUGCCCUGUUUGUGGCAAGACCUUCAAACUCAAAGGGGAUCUGUCCAAGCACAUGAGGAUUCACACAGGAGUGGGAGAGAAACCAUUUAGCUGUGGAGACUGUGGGAAAAGCUUCAUUCAUAGGUGGAACCUAAGGAACCAUAUGCUGACUCACACAGGAGAGAAACCAUUUAGCUGUGUUGACUGUGGGAAAAGCUUCAAUUUGAAGGGGAACCUAAGGAAGCAUAAACUGACUCACACAGGAGAGAAACCAUUUAGCUGUGGUGACUGUGGGAAAAGCUUCAAUCAGAAGGGGAACCUAAGGAACCAUAAACGGACUCACACAGGAGAGAAACCAUUUAUCUGUGGUGACUGUGGGAAAAGCUUCACUCAGAAGGGGAACCUAAGGAACCAUAAACGGACUCACACAGGAGAGAAACCAUUUAGCUGUGAUGACUGUGGGAAAAGCUUCAAUCAGAAGGGGUCCCUAAAGAAGCAUACACUUACUCACACAGGAGAGAAACCAUUUAUCUGUGGAGACUGUGGGAAAAGCUUCAAUCAGAAGGGGUCCCUAAAGAAGCAUUCACUUACUCACACAGGAGAUAAAUCAUUUAUCUGUGGUGACUGUGGGAAAAGCUUCACUCAAAAGUCCAACUUACUGAUCCAUGUGAAAAACAUCCACAAAGGAGGAAAACGGGAUGAAACAUGAAAGAAAGAAAAUUAGGACAAAGAUCUAUUUAGUCACAAGAUGAGAAUAAAAAGGCAGGAUGUGGACAAUACUGUGAGUACACGCUCAUAGAUAGCUGGAAUAAGUCAAUGAGUCAUAUCAACUGAUGACUAAAAUAGCAGCGCAGAUGGCACUAUUUUGUUAAGUGCAGAGAUGUAUUGUAGGUAAUGAAUGUGUAGGGGACAACCAUGCAGAGGUUGUGAGUUCAAAUCCCAGGUGGAGUCAUAUUGAAAUGUCUAUACUAAGGGAUCAUGUCAAAUGUAAUCAUAUUGCCACCUGGGAUUUGAACUGACAACCUCUGGAUUUGGGAUAUGCAGAUCUUUCUGCUGCACCACUACAUCUGUAGAAUUUCAGAAGUCCCUACACAUUCAUUACCUAUAAUACAGUACCAGAGACAGGUUUGGACACACCUACUCAU
Molecule: messenger RNA, 2958 nt
Organism: Coregonus clupeaformis (lake whitefish)
Lineage: Eukaryota; Metazoa; Chordata; Actinopteri; Salmoniformes; Salmonidae
Product: zinc finger protein OZF-like
Exons: 3
Coding region: 1107-2522 (471 amino acids)
Biological process (GO): negative regulation of transcription by RNA polymerase II; regulation of immune system process; regulation of cytokine production
Cellular component (GO): nucleus
Source: RefSeq, a predicted model, not a curated record